Cuscuta europaea is the source of this 1035-nucleotide messenger RNA. NCBI's taxonomy places the organism in Eukaryota, Viridiplantae, Streptophyta, Magnoliopsida, Solanales, Convolvulaceae. The record is from the annotation of a GenBank genome assembly.
GCUAAACUCUCCCUUAACAUUUCAUCAUCCUCCACUCUUCCCCACUUUCCACUUUCUUUUUCCCGGCGGCAAAUCCUCCGCCCGGUUUUCUCUCCCGAAUCACACCCAUCAAUGGAAACAUCUUUAAAGCCUCGCGAAAUUCACAAUCCGCCUCUAAUGUCUUCUUCCCCUGACAGCCUUAGAACUAACAGCUCAAGCAGCAGCAGCAGUAGCACCACCCACAGCAAUGGCCUCCCGCCGCCGCCGGUGCAAUCCCAGCGCCCGCCUGUACUGCCAGUCACCAGAUCCGAACCCAAUAAUCCGUUCCCAACCACCUUCGUCCAAGCCGACGCUUCCUCUUUCAAGCAAGUAGUCCAAAUGCUCACCGGAUCCUCCGAGACGGCCAAGCUCGCCACCGCAUCCACCCGGCCCGAACCUUCCAGAAACCCGAUCCCGCCCGUCAAGACCGGCACGAAGAAGGAAAAGUCCGGGUCAAGGCUAUACGAGCGGAGAAACAGCCUGAAGAAUUUCAAAAUCAACCCGUUGGGUCCGGGCGGGUUCGGGUUAUGCGGUUCCCCCCGACCAGGAACGCCGGAUUUAUUGUCGCCGAGCAUGCUCGAUUUCCCGUCGUUGGUGCUUAGCCCGGUCACUCCACUGAUACCCGACCCGUUUAACAGACCCCCCACUCUGAACAUGGAGGCUGAAGAUAAGGCAAUAGCCAAAAAAGGAUUCUACUUGCAUCCGUCUCCGGCGAGCACUCCGAAAGAUUCAGAGCCCCGACUCUUACCACUGUUCCCACUCACCUCUCCUAGAGUCUCAGAUUCUGCUCAUUCUAAUUCUUAAGUGAGUUAUUUUUUUUUUGUUUCCAUCAAUCUUCUGCUAUAAUUAAGAAUGUAUCAGUUCUUCUUCAACUGAGUCUUGAUGUAAGAUUCAUAGCUAUAAAUCUCAUAGAUAUGAAGUAGUAUUAUGUGCUGUAUCUGUUAUGAACAACUUGAAAAAUAAUUAAAAAAUUGCAUCAAGUAUAAAUAAAAUACUUGUUGGUGAUUUUGUUGGUUA